Filobasidium floriforme is the source of this 2060-nucleotide messenger RNA. Its product is annotated as putative ferric reductase transmembrane component. The record is from RefSeq and is a predicted model, not a curated record. The annotation marks the transcript as partial. Gene Ontology annotation, cellular component: plasma membrane. NCBI's taxonomy places the organism in Eukaryota, Fungi, Basidiomycota, Tremellomycetes, Filobasidiales, Filobasidiaceae. Gene Ontology annotation, molecular function: ferric-chelate reductase activity. The transcript has 8 exons. Gene Ontology annotation, biological process: copper ion import; iron ion transport; intracellular iron ion homeostasis.
GUACCGACACAGUUCCAAGUCUACGACUCAUAUGCCAUCGACCCGCAGUGGCAGAGGUAUUACACAUGGGCUUGGCUCGGAGUCACCUCCGUAUUCAUAGCCAGCUCGAUCCCCUAUAUCUACCGCUCGGCUCAGAGUGGAAGGUGGUCGAAAGGCUGGGUCAUCCGGGAGUCGACGUCCGGGCGAGGGCGAUACGAGUUUGCUUCGGAUCCGAAAUCUCAAGAAAGUCGUCACAGUGCCAGCCCGCUCGAAGGCGCUCUGAUCGUCAGGGGUCUACGAUACACAAAGCCGUUGUUGCAGACGGUCUUUUCGGUGCAUAUCCCGAUCGCCAAGUUCGGACGGAACAGUCACCGCGGAAGAACAGACGAAGCGUCCUAUGAGAAUGAUGAGCGUAUUGAGCGAAAGAAGUACCUCGCGCUCACGAUUGGACAACUCUGCCUGCUCGCCGGGUACAUCGUUUUGGUUUUGGUCUGCAUCUUCAAGGACGCCGAACUGAAAAGCAAUGCUAAUCGACCAGGUUUCGUCGCGCUGUCGAUGCUCACCCCGCUCUUCCUCCUUGCAACUAAAAACAACCCCCUCUCCCUCCUCCUUGGGUCAUCAUACCUCUCGCUCAACUGGGCACACAGGUGGGUGGGUAGGCUUAUCUGGCUAAGCGCAACGGUGCACGGAUUCCAGUGGAUCGUCUUCUAUACCCGGGCGGAAGGGGGAUCCGAGACUUUGAAGGGCGACAAGGUGUUGAGAGGGAUUGCUUCUUGGAUUCUGUUGUCCGUGUUGGCGGGAACGAGUAUCAGGCCGGUAAGGAGGAGAUGGUACCAGCUCUUCUGGUAUACACAUAUACUAGCGUUCGUCGGAUUGUUUGCGGCGGUGUCCUAUCACACGCCAUAUAGCCGACCUUGGAUUUGGGCGCCCAUCGCCUUGUAUGCUUUCGACAUAUCGCUUCGGAUCUGCAAGUACAAGUUCAAAGACGGCUUCCUGGUAGCUCUGAGCGAUGAUCUGACCAUGAUCCAUAUUCCGGAUUGCGACGACGGAUGGCUACCUGCGCAACAUAUCAAAAUCCGUAUUCUAUCGAAAGGGGUCAUUACCGAAAGCCAUCCAUUGACCAUCACAAACUCAGGUUCUCCUUCGAGCACCGGAAGGGGGAUCACGCUUUAUGCCAAAGUCGCAGGUGGCUGGACUGGACGAAUCAACAAGCUCGCGAAGCAUUCGGUGGAAACGGAUGAUGAGAAGAAUCAGGGGGAGCAGACCGGCUUGCCGACUGGCACGGACGAUUUCGAUUGUAUUCCUGUUCAGAUCCUCAUCGACGGACCUUAUGGCGGUUUGAAGCUGGACCUGGCAGGAUAUCAGAAUGUCCUCCUCGUCGCUGGAGGUAGCGGGAUUACAUUCGCCUUGGGUUGUAUCGAGGAGAGCUUGAGACAGGUCCAAGAAGGUGGGCACGAAGGGAGACUCGAGUGGAUACAUGCCGUCUGGGUCGUCCGAGACCUCCAAAUCGUUCAUGCUCUAGCUCCCGUAUUGGUAGACCUGCAUGAGCGUGGAUGCGAGUCCGGCAGACUGAAGCUGGAAGUCUCGAUCUACCUGACCGGUCCCAGAUCCUCGAUUUCCGGUCUGUCGAGCAGCCUUUCGACAUUCGCUUCUCUUGCGACGGGUCGUCCAUGCAUCCGUCAGCUCGUCCUGGAUACAACGGAGAGCCCGCCUCCUUCUUCAACAGCAUCUGGAGACGAGUUGGCGCGUAUCAGGACUCGGAGUCGAGGUGGCCUAGCGGUGAUCGCAUGCGGACCGGAGAGUCUCGUCCAGGAAACUCGGAAUACGGUUGCAAGCAUGAGUCUAAGCGACAAAGUCAAAGCGGGUGGAAUGGAGUUUCAUGGAGAAUGCUAUACCAUCUAGAACACACUUGUCGAUAGAUCAUAGGCGUAUGGCCUCCCAGAUAGCGAUUAGUUGACAUGUGUAGACCUAGCGCGAUGUGCCAGUGCAACUGGGCCUCCACUACUCGAAAUCUCCGUUCCGCAGCAUCUCCCGAGCGGCAUAAGCCGCCUCGAAUGCCAUCUUCACUUCCUCAUCCUCCU